This is a messenger RNA of Acytostelium subglobosum LB1, 612 nucleotides long. RefSeq lists its product as hypothetical. Bases 1 to 612 code for a protein of 203 amino acids. The transcript has 2 exons. Lineage: Eukaryota; Evosea; Eumycetozoa; Acytosteliales; Acytosteliaceae. The record is from RefSeq and is a predicted model, not a curated record.
AUGAGUGCAAUAAUAUCCAACAAGAUGAGGAAUUCUUUGAACCUCCAAGAGCAUAGAUUGUUGCUAAAGUGCAAUGGAAUGUCUGGAUUCCAUGCAGAGAGAGAGUAUCCAAAUGAGUUGAAUGGUCUCAUUCAUCCACUGGACUAUAAAUAUAUAUUGUACAAGUUUAAUGCACAGGUACAUGGAUUCAAGGCCAACUUAAUCCGCACAAUCAUUACCAAUAUGAUUACAGUAAUAAUCAGUACUGUCCUCCUCAUCCUAUCAUCACUACAUAUAUCAUCACAAUGGCUCAAUCUCGAGAUCACUGCCAGUAUCGGUACCUUUGGCCUCCUACUCUCACUCUAUGGUAUCCAUGCACUUAACAAAGGAAUAAUGAAGAAUUUGGAAGCGGAUACACUUGAACUCUCUAGUCGUUAUAGGGAAUUGGGUAUUCAGUUCGUGUUGGUGGACAAGCCAAAGUCUGAUUCGGAGAAUGGUUUGACCAAACUCAUCUGUACAGCAUCCAACUACAACAUCGAGGUCAUGAUCAGAUCUGGAUCAUCGAAUAGCGUCAAUGACGAUAUUUCAAUUUCGAUCAAUGCUACUGCCACCUCUCCAUUGAUCAACAUCUAA